AUGGGACUACUUCUGGACAGCUUUGACGAAGCGCUCGAGCUUGGACGCUAUCUCGUUACGCCCCCAACUCGUCCCCUAGCAGUUGCCUCAGGUGAAUCUACAAGGCGGGCAGAAGAACCCAAGGUUCGCAUCAAUGUGCCUUUUUCGGUAUGGAAUUCAUUUGCCAAUGCGGCACUCCAGGCAAUGGAAGCCGGCAGGCACUUUGCCAACGAAAGUUCACCAAAGUGGAACGAUGCCAGGUACAUUGACGUGGAGGGCGAUGUUGCCGAGGCCUCGAGCAUGUAUCUCCUCCACGCUAUCGACAGUGUUCUAUCAGCGUAUCUGCCUGCUGGGUCGUUUCGAUUCAUGUCACAGCACACUCUCCACGGGGACAACUUCUCGGUUCGGGCUGAUCGCAUUUGGGGUCUGGGCAUCCCCGACACCCUGGACCUGGGCGCCUACUUUGCCAUUCUCGAUUUCAAACGGCCCACUCUUAUUGACCCAAAUGACUUUGGCAGAGCCUUGACUUGGUAUGAGUUUAACAGGCGGAACUCGACCGGCUAUCUUGCACCUAGCUUUGAGAACAACUCACAGGUUCUCCUAAAACAAGCCGUUAGCUACAGUAACUUGUAUCAAACCAAGUUCGUCGCCUUUUUCGACUGGCACACGCUGGUGCUCGUCGUCCUCGCGGAUGCCCAACGUAUCCUCGGCGGCCAGUAUUGCUUCGUUACAAUCGUGACGGACAGAAAGAAGAUGAUGCGAGCGCUGUUAGGUUUUCUUGUACGGGCAUACAAUGCGCGGAUCAACCCUGUCGAGGACUACACCGACCUUGCGGGCAGUGGGAAUUUGGAGCAGACAGCUCUAUCCAAGGGGAAGCGCGGAACUGGUGGCCUCGGCAGCGGUAGCGGCGAAAGCAGUCGCCAUCGUCGCCGAUAA
Molecule: messenger RNA, 915 nt
Organism: Sporothrix brasiliensis 5110
Lineage: Eukaryota; Fungi; Ascomycota; Sordariomycetes; Ophiostomatales; Ophiostomataceae
Exons: 1
Coding region: 1-915 (304 amino acids)
Source: RefSeq, a predicted model, not a curated record